UGGAGUGUGCGGUAUUUUAUGUGCAAAAUUAAUUAGUAAUUUGAAAACGUAUUAAAACAUAAUGGGUUUCAGUGAUGGACGUAUAAUUUUAAAUAGUGAAAAUGGCGUUUAUUACCCUGGUCAGAGACUUUGCGGCCGAUUAGAAUUUGAUCAGGAAACUGUUAAAACAUUCCGCGGUAUAUACGUAAAAAUUAAGGGCUUCUGUAAGAUACAUUGGACAACUCAGCACAGCAGACGCGAGGGGGACCGCGACGUUCAUUACACAGUCACACACGAGUCUUACGAGGAAUACAUCAGGCAGAAGAUAUACCUCGCUGGAAGUGACAGCGGCGAUCAUCAUUUACAACCGGGUCACCACGUGUUCUCCUUCGAAUGUCCGAUCCCUGUCAACUGUCCCUCAUCGUUCGAGGACUCCGAUGGCCAUAUUCGGUACCAAAUCAAGAUAGUUGUGGACCGAGCUUUUAAGUUGGACCAAGAGAAGAUGGCUUUGUUCAGGAUUGUAGCUCCCGUUGACUUGAAUUUAAUUCCUUCCGUCCGUGAGCCAAUAGCUUUCGACUUUCAACAAAGCUUUUGCUGUUGGUGCGUCAGUUCAGGCUCCGCAACGACCCUGGUCAAGUUGCCAGUUUCAGGAUUCUGCCCUGGGCAGAUGAUGCCCAUCGAAGUCAGCUGUACCAAUAACAGCAAUGUGGAAAUUGAGGAGAUCGUUUUUAUGCUCACAAGGGAGACGACCUUCAGAGCUGAAAUGGAGCCGGACUCCCGCCACCGGGAAGAGGACAUCGCUGAAUUAAAGAAGGGCCCGGUGCCCGGGAACAGCUCGAGGAAUUGGGUCGUUGAGAUGUUGGUGCCCACGAUAGACGUACCUAACUUGGAUAGCUGUCGGUUCAUCGAUAUCAAUUAUAAAUUUAAGGUCAACAUCACAGUUCCAAGCUGCCAUGAGGAUGAGUCAGAUUUGUGCUAUAUCACCAUCGGAACUAUACCACUAGUUGGCUUCCAAGAUGAUGUAGGGAAUCCCUUACAAGACCAGUUACCUAAAAUCCAAGAUAUACCUCAAAAUACUUGUUACCCACCACCUCCUGUUACGACCCAACCUUUACCCAACUCGUACCCGAAUGUACCUCAGUAUCCGGGUAACAAUGCUCAAUAUCCUGGUGCAAAUCAACCCUACCCCGGUGCAAUUCAACCUUACCCCGGUGCUAAUCAGCCUUACCCUGGUGCCAAUCAACCAUACCCUGGUGCUAACCAACCUUACCCAGCUUCCAACCAGCCCUACCCUAACAACGUACCGUACCCCAACGCCAACAUGCCAGCAUCACAGCCAGCUCCAAACGUGCCGUACCCAAAUAGUUCCCCGUACCCAGGGAGUGAAGGACCAAAGUUCACCGUGCCCACAGCUGGGACGACGUUGUUGAAGGCUGGUGAUUUUGGUUUCACUGGUCACGCCGGCCCGGCGCCCGACCCGGUCACCAUCCCGCUGCUGCCGCAGGGAGCCAACGUGCCUUAUCCGAGACCGGCCAGCCCGUACUCCGCGGCCACGGCGCCUGAACCCGCCACGCCGGACUGCGAACCGAGUCCGGCCUACAACCCGAACUACCGCGAGAAAGAUUCGACAAACAAACAAAACUGAAUACGUCCACACGACAACACACCUCACCGCUAUUAGUUUAAGAUAUAAUUUAGCAUAUUACAUUAUGUAAUAAUAAAAGGUCGCUGCCGAAUUAAUUUAAUUAAAAUCGGUUCCGACGAAAUUUUAAUCGUGACGAUUUUUUUGUCGGUAGUACUUGUAAUAAUCCGCAGAAGUCUUAUUUGCGUGUUGUGAGAACAGUGGCGGUGUAAUACAACAGCACAUUUUAAAAUGAUAAUAUUUCGUAUUUAUAUUAAGGACAAUUACGACAACUCAAUGUAUCCGAUUUCUCGAUAUAAGUUUAUAAAUGGCUCUUAAUCGCGAGAUCACGGAUUCGAUACUAUAUAUACACACUUUGUGUACAUUCAUUUUGAAAAUCACGUAUAAGGCUUCGCAAAAUGCAAAAGCAAUAAAUCGAUGUAUUGACAAUACAUACACAGAUACUCGAUGCUACCGAUUACGUAAAAUAUAUCGUCACGAUUAAAAUGAAUUUUACCAUUAUUUUUUUUUACUUUUUAAAAGUAUUUUUAUUUUUAUAUACAUGUGUGUUAACAGAAUUAUAUUGGUAAUAGAAACGUUGACGUUUUAAGAUGAUAUUAUUGAAUGAAAUUUGAAAAUGAAUGUGUUUCACAUGUUCCGGUGCCAUGUUAGAACUACCUCAGAUUAUAAAUCGCGCAAUUUUUAUAAAUGACUUUUUACUACGCACACUCCUAUAUUUUUUAUUGUAACUUUUUACAUCACGUAUUUUUCGAAUAUUAAAUUUAUUUUUAAACUGUUUUAAAUUUAUAUAGAUUAAGUAAAUUUUUUUUUAAAUUACAACUAUUUACACAAUUAUACAUACGGUUUAAUAAAGAGAUAAAAUCCAAUAAACGAAUCUUACGAGUCUGUUAGCAAGUUCUGACUAUAGCGACAUCUAUUGACCGCGGCUAAAACAACUCAACCGUUCUUUCUAGAAAGGUUUCUAAAAGUCAAAUUUUCAACAAAAACAUUCAACCAGGGGUGUCAAAGCUAGUAGAUUACACAGAAUAAUAAUAAAAUGUUUAUUAAAACAUCGUGGAUCAAUACGAUCGUCGAGCAACUGUGACGGGGAGAAGUUGUCUCAUGUCAAUUGCCUCAACUCUACUGAAUCGAAUUCAAGGAAAUCGAUACAGGUUUUUGGAAAACAAAUACAGUAAUCCCAAUCCCCCUUACAACACAGUACUCUUAUAUCGCAUGUUCAUAUUACGCGAUUUCAGUCCCUCGUAUAACACUGGUAUUCCCCUAUAUAACGCGGAUGUGUUCCAUACGCCGUCCCUAGCUAUUGUUUCUCCAUCGAGAUAAAGUUCAAUAAACAAAGACGUAUCUUAACGCUUUUGUUUAUUGAAGUGUUCUGCCGAACAACUAUAGGACGACCGUGGUGGUGGGCGAUACUCACGCUUGCUCAUCGAUGCUAAUUUUGAGUGUGUCGCUCGUCACUGCGACCCCGGUGCAGCCAAAACUCACAGACGAUCACACGAAAAUACCACUAGCAAAAAUUGUAAUAUGCGUAAUUACUGGUCGGUUGAUGUCUAUGGACUCCGGUGGUCACUUAAUACCAGGUGGGUCGCGAACAAGUCCACUUAUCCACACAUCUUAGCAAUAUGAAAAAAAACAUUUAUUUUUACUUAUUGAUUGCAUUUAGUGUUUAGUAAGACUUAAAACUCAGUGAGAACAUGGCCUAACUUAAAUACAUACUAUUGUAACUAUAGUCGGAUUUUUAAUUAGACGAAGCCAGC
This is a messenger RNA of Bombyx mandarina (wild silkworm), 3375 nucleotides long. RefSeq names its product arrestin domain-containing protein 17. NCBI's taxonomy places the organism in Eukaryota, Metazoa, Arthropoda, Insecta, Lepidoptera, Bombycidae. Gene Ontology annotation, cellular component: cytoplasm. Gene Ontology annotation, biological process: protein transport. The record is from RefSeq and is a predicted model, not a curated record.